CCCCCCCCCCUCCCCAAAGAAAAAUAAAAGAAAGAAACGAAAGCAAAACAUAUGCCCAGCCGUGUGGACGUCGCAGUAGAGCAAAUCCCUGCCAUAAAUCAAGCUCUUACCCAUAUGGACUUUUUCCGCUGCCGAAAAUCACGCUCAUGAUGCCGCCUCCUUUCCGCCUGCAGGCCUUCUUCUCCACAGCGCACCUUGCCAGCUGGUGGGAAAGCAGACGCUCAUUUCGAGAAAAACGAGAGAGCGUCAACCGAAAAAAAAAAACCGGACGAGGGCGACCAAUGAGAAAGCACCGGCAUCGCUUGCGACGCGCGCGCCCUCUUUGGUAAAGAACGCGAAGCGCAGACGCCGCCGCCGCAGACUUGCAAACCGCGCAAGCGAUCGUCGAGCGUGGUCCGUCCAGUUUGCAUUGGCAGUUGUUGCCUGUCAAGUUUUGGCUUUGUGGUAGUGCGUCGGUGCUGUGAUCCUAGCGUGUCGUCAGCGUCGACCGUGGGGUUAGAGCUCGGAGGAUGCAAACAAGUGGCUGAGCGGCCGGCGAAAGUCUUGGCAGCGCGCCCGGCGACCGCCGGCGAUGCGGCGGCGUCCGUCCGCGGCUUCAAAAUGGUCGCUGGCGACCGGACGGCGCCGUUGUUAGGAGCGGAGCGUGCUCUGGAUUUCGUCUGAUCUGCGCCCGUCGCGUCUCCUCGCAAGAAUUUCGUGAGCCUCUGCGGCCGCCGGCUGCAAGUGUGUGCGCGGCGACACCUCUUGGCGUGCACAGCCGUGGAUUACGAGUGUGCGCUGAAUAGUCGGCUUCAUUUGUUGUGUCCGCGCGUCGUCUGUUUUGACGCAUCGAUUCCGAGGUCCAGCGGCGUGAUAUUUGAACUUCCGACUGCCAGUACCCGAUGCCGGCGGGACCGACUAUGGAGCGGAUGACGCGCCAGCUGCUGAUGGAGGACGAGGCGCCUCCGUUUAGACUUACGUGAGGAGUGCAGCUGAGGCUGCAGUAGCGGCUGGGCUGACAGCGACGGCCCGGUGGCCUGGCCAUGUCCCUCUGGUCGGGGGACGUCCAUGGUGGGAUCCAGCUGCCACCAAACUACAAGAUGUCACACGACAACGAAUCCGUCAAAUCAGGCCCUAGUGAGCGGUCGCGGAGGUCCUCGUCCUCCCGGCACCACAACCACAGCAACAACAUCCAGAACCACCACCAGCAGCACCACCAACAGCGGCAGCAGCAGAAACAAGACGACGGCCCGCAGCAUUCGUACCGUGCCAGCCGAAGGCAUUCGCAUCGCUCCACUAGGUCAUGUCCCACGCAGGUUAAGGUUGGUGGGGACCGCAGGGAUGAGGUCAUCGAGGUACAGAUCCUUCCACAGGAUGACAACUGGGGCGACAACACGACGGCCAUCACGGGAAACACGAGCGAGCGCUCAAUCAGCGCUGAAGACGUGUCAAGACUCGGCCGGGAACCUGAAGGCACACCCGGAGGCUUCUUUCGCUGUCAUAUGUGGGCGGGGACCGUGCUGACGAGCAUCCUGUCCUUAGCGGCAUUCCUCUCCCCUAUAGUGAUGGUGGCACUACCACGAAUCGAGAUGCUAGAGUGGAAAGUGCAGAAGUGCGGACCAGAGUGCGACGGCCUCCUCAUCAGCUUCGCCUUCAAGCUUCUCAUCCUUGCGGUCGCCACUUGGGCCCUGUUCGUUCGACGGCCUCGGGCGACAAUGCCGCGCAUAUUCAUCCUGAGGGCGGUGGUGCUGGCCCUUGUCUUUGUGUUCAUCUUCUCGUACUGGCUUUUCUUCUGCGUCCGCAUCUACGAGCGACGUCACCAGGACUACGAGUUGACGUACCUGAGCAUAGUGCAGUUUGCUCUGUCCCUGGUGGACUCACUCCUCUUUAUUCACUACAUGGCCGUCAUCCUCGUAGAAAUACGGCAGCUGCAGCCGCAGUACUAUGUGAAGAUUGUGCGGUCUCCCGACGGGCAGAGCAGGAGCUACGCGGUCGGGCAGCUCAGCAUACAGAGGGCAGCGGUGUGGAUGCUCGAGAAGUACUAUCAGGAUUUUCCGAUUUACAACCCUUACCUGGAAACUGUUCCAAGUCGCCACCGAAAGCAACAACAGCAGCAGCAGGCUUUCAAGGUCUACGAUGUUGAUGGCGUCGCAGAAGAAGACCAAGCUCCACUAAACCAGACAGUUCUGCCUGGACGGCGAUCAGGCCACAAUGAUCGGUUUUACGAGGAGUAUGAGUAUGAGCGGAGGGUGCGGAAGCGCAGGGCCAGGCUUAUUUCAGCAGCUGAAGAGGCAUUUACUCACAUCAAGCGGAUGCAAGAUGAAAAUGGGCCAGCCAUUCCGAUGGACCCAACAGAAGCUGCACAGGCCAUCUUUCCAUCCAUGGCCCGUGCUCUGCAGAAGUACCUGCGUAUCACCCGCCAGCAACCCCGCCACACUAUGCAGGGGAUCCUGGAGCACCUGUCUCAGUGCCUUCACUACGACCUCAGCCCGAAGGCCUUCCUCGAAAAGUACCUCCAGUCGACUCCCGUGCUCCAGGAUGACCGGGAGCUGCGCCCAGUCCAGACAUGGGCGCUCGUCUGUGAUGUGCUCCUCUCGCGGCCGCUAAAGCCAGGCGUCACGUUCCUCCUCAGGCAGGGCGAAGUGUCCUUGCUGGUCAGCAUUCACGCCCUGCCCCACUUCAACGUCACUGAGGAGAUUGUGGACCCGAAGUCCAAUCGCUUUGUGCUUCGGCUGAACUCGGAGACCUCAGUGUGACGCCAGAUGUGACUGACAUGCCCUGGUCAGUCAGCUUAUCUGAGAGAGAAAAAAAAAAGACUCGAGCAGACGUCAACUCCGAGACCUUGUGACGCCAGGCACGACAGACGUGCCCAGGUCGACCAGACGCUCUGCAAGAAAGGCUUGAGCAGCAGUGUUUGUCAGCUAAGAGACGUCGGUGUGAUGUUUGUGACAGACACGUGCCCUGGUCAAUCAGAGAUAUUUUGUAAGAAACACUCUGGCACCAAUGUCCGAGGGACGAGCGCCAGAGAGACGGUGCCGUGUGAUGUACGUGUGGGUGACCAGGCUGAAAGUGUUGCAUGCUGAUGUGACGUGUUGCUGUUCAGCCUGUGAUCUCUUUCCUAAAAAUUGGAUGCCUGCUUGACCCUAAAAUGUGUUUUUCCUGGUGAAAGUAUCGAACCAGCCUGGAUGGUUUAGAACACUAUUGCAUAUCAAGCCAUCUUGGCAAACUUGUUGCAGUUUGGAAUUGCACUGUAGAAUGUCAGGCCAGAAAAACUACCCAGCUGGCUCAGAACAAUUACACGAAGUGUGCAUCAUUUUGCAAAAAAAUAUAUAUAUUAGAUUUUUUUAUUUGUAAUUACUGUUUUCUGCCGAAGAAUGCUGUAAAAGCCGCUAAUAGGGCACCUGUGAGCGCUCUUAGUUUUGUGUUUUGUUAACAUGCUUUCCUAAUUUUAAAUUUUCAAGGCAGUUGUAAAGGGAACCACUUAAUCAGACAUGUAGGCUGGAUUUGGAAUUUUUUGAACCACAUGCUUUCGCAGUCGUCACUGUACUCUUAUGUAACAACAUGAUAGAUAAGGACGCUUGCAUUUUGGGGUAUGCAAAUAUUCGAAACUUUUGAAUGAUGAAUUGAAUAGUGACCAAUUCGGUCUGUGAAGUGAAUAGUCACUAUUUGUAAAUGCAAACAUUUUUCAAAUAGUUUUUGAACAUUUGAAAAUGUUAACUGCACCCAAUUAACAUAAGAUUGAAGCAAAAGUAUGACAAAUUUUCAUGCCAGCGGACAAAGUAUAGACAUAAAACACGAGAACUUGCGUAAUGGAGCAGGCUACGUUGCUUAGGUAGCCAUACCUUAAGGGUGUACAGCAAUCAUUCACACUCUCUAGAGAGUCCUGCGCAUGCAAAAAAAGUACUUGUUUUCUGCUAAUGCUCCAUUUGUGCUUUUACUAAACAACGCUUCAGAACAUACCAUGUAAUGACAGAAAUUUGCUAACUUUAAGAACACUAGGAUGUGAACAUUGUUUUAUACUACAGUCAAAUCUCGAUAACUUGAACUCGAAGGGGCCCGAAAAUUUGUUGGAAUUAAAGGAAGCUAAUUCUAAUUGAAUGGAGGACUUGCGUGCAUAGACGCAUGUGCACUGAGAUAACACAUGGGUGGGAAGUUCCAGAAGAUUUAUUCACACGUAUUUACAAAUUACAGUCAACAUCGAAUUUUUCGGGCUCCCUAGAGGCUGCGAAAAUGUCAGAAAAGACGGGCGGUUCGAAAAAAUAAAUGCAUGCCUUUACUGCCCCAAAGGGCUCAAAUCGCCACAGGUACGUCCAAAAUAGUUCUGAAGGCCUGCCAGUACAUUUAUUAGGCGUGUCAGUGCUCGUAUUGUGAUAGGAGACGGCGGGUGUACGCGUGUAUAAUUAAAGGAAACAUAUUUCCAGUUACAAUUGCCCCUUCUAACUUUUGGUAUGCUUCACCGCUUAACGCAGCUGUAUUGGGGCGAAGCUGACUUUCAAAAACCGGUAUUAUGCAACGCGCUAGGCUUUCCACGCUCCCAAGCCAUUGGCGAGGAUUACGAAGCCGGAGUCAGCGCCUCUGAUAAGAGCGGCGAAUCGUUUCAAUGAAACACACGGCACCAUAUAGCACGAAGCUUGAUGUAGCGAACGUCGAAGUAGCUGGGCCUAGCAUUGCCACAGUGUGGCUGCUUGUGAGAACACCGGCUUGAGGUGGCGAGAUAAUCAACAUGGCGGUGGUGGUGGCCUCGAUAAAUGCCGUUUCGGAUCAGCGGUCAUGGUAAAAAGUCAGGAAAAUCGGACGGCAAAGGUUUUUUUACGUUCUAAAUGUAAGACAUUCUCAUACAUUGACUCUGUGAUGUACAUGGCAGUUCCGCGAAGGCGUUUGAAUUAUCGGGCAUGUCCGAAAAAUUUGGCGUCCGGAAAAUCGUGGUCGUUGACUGUACAGGACACCCGUCACUAACAAAAGUAAUUGGUGAUGCGCGCCUGGAGACACCCGCGCACAAAUUUCCGCCACAUUCUUUUUUUUCUUCAUGUGCAGCAUUGAGGGGUCUCUUAUAAGCUUUUCCUCUAUGGUGGGGUCAGAAGGAUGCUGGUGGGAGGUGCCACUGCAUGAUUUGGCACGCUGCUAUACGUGAGCACUGUCGGAGUGUAGCAUGUUCGAAUUAACCGUCACAAAUGUCUGCACGUACGAAUUACCGGGCAUUUUCGCUCAUGGGAAUACACAUAACUUUGACGGCACUACAGCUUCAGUUCGAAUAAACUGAAAGUUUGAAUUAAGCAUCUUCAAAUUGACGAGAUUCGACUGUAAUUGUGAUAAUGGCUGUUCAUUAUUCAGAAACCAUUCAGAAACCAUUCAGAAACUAAUCAAUUUGAUUUCAUUGGAUUCAGGCUCUAUUCAGUUCGAUCUCAAAAAUCACUAUUUGCACACCCCUACUUGCCUUAGUUGCACAUAAAUUGCAGAGCAAAAAAAAAAAAAAGCACAACUGGGACUACCUAAAGCUACUUAAGUAACAAAAUUAUGCUUAAUGCUGCUCAAAAACAAACUGAUAUUGUGAACCAAGUCUUUUCUAUAGUUCCAGAAAAUACAGUUGUGAAUUUCAAGGCAUAUAUUUAAUACGUUCAUGUACCUAUUGUUCUUACAGGUUUGAUCAGCUGUCAAGGUGCAGUGUUAUUUUGGCGUGUGAUGUGAUGGCUUACAUUAGCUGACAACUACAAAAAAAAAUUUAAUGCAAUGCUUUUAAUGGUAUCAUUCAUCAGCAUCAGUUUUGCUGCAUUUCUCAGCAGGAUGUGUUGCGUCAUCUUCUCCCCCAAUUGUUACAGCUGGUGCAGCGACAAUCUUUUUAAUGGGAGUUAAACAACUUUUUCAAUUUUUCAAGCAACAGAACAUGCAUCACAAUGCUCUGCGACUGCAAUAAGCUGUUCUAGUAUGCCUCUGAACACACCUGAGGAAAUUAUAUCUCCUUUGUAUUGAACAAUUAUCUGUUGCAUACAUAGCAUGCGGUGCUACGAAGGCUAGAUAGAUGUCUCUUCAUGCUCGCAUUCCUGAUUCGCAGGCAAAGUUUAUUUUGUCACAUACAAAGAAAAGAUAUAGUUAUAACUUAAGUACUCUUUUUUCACAAGAUAUGAUUUAGCUAUUACAGGAAAGGCAUUGCAGAUAUGAAACUAUUUCCCAGCGAAUGAACAGUGUGAUACGUUUCUACUGAAUAGUAUGCCGCAUACUAUAAGUUCUAGGGGGCACAGAUAAUUUGCAAUUUGACAUAACAUUACUGCCACAAGUUGUAAUGUAUAUAAAGUAGUUAUUCCACAUGAACCGCCGAUUAUAAAAAAUGACUGCACUGCGAAAUGCAUGGGCUAAGAUUUCUGUGACUACACUACUUGUGUAGCUUCUGUGACAUUGCCUGCUAAGCAUGAGAUGGAGCUUAGUAAUAUGGUUACAGUGCUAAAGGAAGACGAAAAUAAAACACAAACUGCACAGAAUGGGCCCUGGUUGUGUCUGUCUUUGUCUUUCUUAGCGCUGUAACCCUGUUUCAUAACGCAGUAAUCAGGUAGCCCAGCUUCCAGCAGAGUAUAGUAAGUUCAUCACUUCAGUUUUAUAAGUGUGUGAUAAAGGUAGCUCUUUGUAGCAGUAGUGAACAGAGCUAUUCAUGCCACGUAACUGCGGGCUUUCAAACUGCCCGCAUUUAGCCAUGUUGCAGGCACGUUUCAUGCAAGCUCAAGUGAAACUUGCACUCAUGGCCUGUCAGUCUUUACAUGACGUAUAAGUAGUUCUGUGUGGCAGCUGUCUUUGUGCGUUGUGCUAUUUGCCAGUGUGGAGUACAUGUGAGUGACGUGAAUGUAUAUUAUGAAAGCGCACAUGUAUGUAUAUAUAUAGCCAAAGGAUUGCUUUCCUCGCCACGGAGCAACGAAGUGCUUAGAAUGCAGAAGUGAAAUGUAGUGAGCAGUUGGCAAUAACGCCAUCUCGGCAGAAAGGUGGCCCGUAACAUCCGGCCGCCUUUCUUUUUCCUGUGAAUUGCUUUCAGUUCAUGCAAUGCCAAAUUGCCCUACGCAGCUGCUCCACAGCAAUGCCAUGUUUAUUUAUUUCGCAUUUACAAAUUCAACAUGCAAUGGUAAUGCUGAUGCUCCAUUUCUGUUUGUCUUCUUUGUGGCCGUUAUUGAAAUAUAGAGUAAAACUAAAGGUGUAGGAGAAGGAAAGCCAGAAGAAAAAUUUUGAGUUUCCGUAUGCUUGAUAAAAAUUGCAAAAAGCAAAUUCUACACAUCUCACUUCCUUUUGCAUGUUAAACAUCCAAUGAGAGAGUAAAAAGCAUAUUUCUUAAAGCCCUUGCAAGUGCACUAAAAAGGAAUUUUUGAGAUUAAUUGCAUCGUAAGUCAAAUGAGCAAUCUCUGACCCCGUGUGUCAGUGAUUAUAGCUUGUGGAAUUUUUUACGAAUGCAGCUCCUAUGCCAUGCUUAAGAAAACCACCAAUAUCAUGCAUCUUUAAUCCUAGAGAAAAUCAGGGAUCCAGUCGUGUGGCAUUUUAAGCAUAAGACACGUAAAGACGCUGUAAAGUAUGCAUAUGAUUUCUAAUAUUUUUCAGCAUUGCUAAUUAUGUUUGAAACUGGUAGCACGAAAUGCGUGUAUUGUAAGUGGGCAUCGUAUCAAUUCUUGGAAGUUGCAUCAUGCCGUCUUGUGCGGACAGCGAAGUCAUUCAUGUUUGACUAAGGUGGAGCCACUAUGUUUAGGUCACACUAUUUUUCCCCGAAUACUCAGUAUGUGCCACAAUUUUAUUUUUCCCACUUGUUCUUUUGAACUUUUUUUCCUUUCUUUUAAGGCUCACUGACCACACCGUUUCAGGGAUAUGUCUGCUCUGACAACAGUAGUUUUGCUGUGUCAGUGCAAUUGCCAUAUUGAUGUCUAGCACAUUUAGGCCUAAUUAAAUGCGCACAUAUGAUAUCAGUGGUGCACAGUUUGUAAAUUUUACUCUCGGGGUGUCACAUGAAUGACGACUUGCAAACGUUGGUGUACAGGCUGCCAUGGGUAAAAGUUUACGAUUCUUUUGUACUCUACAGAUUUGAACUGUAGUGAUAGCAAAAGCAAAAUGCCAUGUUACGGUAGAACAUGUAACUGCAGGAACGUAGUGAUUUGAAGAUAGCAAUAUGUACAUAUAACGUAGCAAGGUGUUUCCAUUCAUUUCUUCAAAUAAAGGAAUAUGGUCAAUGGCAACCUAAAAAUGCUUUGGCAAAUGCGCUGCUGUUCAAACCAGAAAAUUUGUAUAGAUGCGUGCCCCAGCCAGUUGCAUUUUCUCAUUCCCUUGACAUCACGAUGGGGGCAGACUUCUUUUAAUAUUGGCAUCUCUCAGGAGCUAUGUCUAUAGAAGCGUGGAGGCACGUACGACAGGUAUCGUGCAGCUUUGUGGGCAGAAUUUGUCCUGACUUUUUAGGUUGUCACUGUGUGCCAGUGUUCUGUGUCACCUCCUUGUUCCUCAAGUGCUGGAACUUCAGCAUGAGUAGCACAAGUUCAUAUUUGGCAGUGUUGCAAGAAGCAUUACUGCACGAAAACUUAAAAGUAUGUAAUGGUAUGGGGAAAACUUGAAAGUACGGUGAAAGUCAACUGUGAUUUUCAUUUUCAACGACACACAGAAUUCAGAACUGCCCCAUUUAUGCUGUCACUGAACCAAAAUGACUGAAAUUUACUGCAUUUAAAAGAAAGUGUUAUAAAUUCUGGUGGUCGUUGUUAGCAGGUUGUUUAUUUUGAUAGUCAGAUGUUUUGCAAAAACUCACAAGAAUUGGUAAAUCAAAGAAAAAAAUAGAAAGCUGCAUCAUAAUGUGUACCUAUAUGUGUUAUAGUGGAAACGCAUAUCAUAAUUUUGUGAACAACAGUUGACUGAGCAUUUAGAGUGGUCAAAAUCAAAAUGUUCAUUCGAACAUUGCUUUGCUUUGCCUAUCUUUGUAAACUUCAACUUUGCUUAUGCGACUUUUGCAAGUGUUUUAUUAGGAAAAAUGGAGCACUUCGCAUGAUCAUGUGAACAUAAAUUCUGUCUACUUUGGAUGCUCUAAACAUGUUAUUUGCAAUGUCGCAGCAUCUGCGAUGCUUGUGGCUUUCUGAAGUUGUAAACAUUAGUGUAAUUUGCCCUUUUAAAUAAUUUUCGGUUUGUGAAUUUUAUUUCUCAAAGCGUGGAUUAAAAGAUCAGCUCUGAACAGUCACUAGAGUGUUGCAGAAAUGAAUUAUUUAAAUCAGUUCAGCAGUUUCCAAAUGAAGAUCGUGUGUAUCCGUGUCUCACAUGCUUUCAGAUUGGAAGGGCAGAUAAGAUGUUAAAACUUUCUCUUAAAAGAUGCAAGCAAUUUCUCCAGCAUGUAGGCAAUCACCUCCUGUAGUGUGAUGUUCCCGGCUCCCAACCUGUUGUAUUGCAUGUCUCUGGUACGAACAUCUACAUUCUGCAGCCAUUCAGGUGUAGAAAACACACUGCCUCUUGGAAAGGAUGCAAUAAAUGGAUAUGAUUAUUCUUGA
This is a messenger RNA of Dermacentor andersoni, 9458 nucleotides long. It is a transcript of the gene Vang, whose product is annotated as Strabismus domain-containing protein Vang. Gene Ontology annotation, biological process: multicellular organism development. Gene Ontology annotation, cellular component: membrane. The record is from RefSeq and is a predicted model, not a curated record. NCBI's taxonomy places the organism in Eukaryota, Metazoa, Arthropoda, Arachnida, Ixodida, Ixodidae.